AUGGCGCCGUCGUCUGGAGGAGAAGAGAAGACGAAAGGUAGUUCGCUCGAUACGGUACAGCGAAGCGAUAUGCACGAGCAACAAGCUUCGAAUAAUGAAGUGCCUACCGCUUUGCUAGUCUCUGACGAUAGCGAAGAGAUUGAGCAAUUGUCCCCGCGGUCUCGAAGGAGACGGAAGAAUCGCAACCAAAUGCGGCUAGCGCGUCAGAUGGAGAGAGAGACAAUGCAGAGACUACGUGAGACAAUGCACCGUCUAGAAGCUCGAUACCAAGAGACCGUGGCUCGAGGGAUUCUACCACUUCCAUGUGGUGAGUUUUCAUCGCAGGACGUUAAUCCAAAUAUCUCUUCAGAGGUUGCAUCACCUUCUGAGUACGUCAAACUGAUCGAAGAAGGAGCUCGCUUAAAAGACGAGAACUUUCGCUUUCGAAGAGCUCUCCACGAGAAGAGCAAAUUACAAGAGACUUUGGAGAGAUUAUAUGAAGAUUCUCAUCAACCACUAACGCAGGAGGAGAUCAACAUGAGGCGCUGCGUGUUUGAAGAUCAAUGUGUACACAACUCCUGGACACCGCUCACAGAGGAGGAAGUCUGGGCUUACAUCCGUGCCACACACGAUCGGGUUGCCAUUGCGAUACAGUCCGUGUUACAACGUCUAGCACUGAAAAGGCUGGACCCAAACGUCAGACCUCUGCCCCCAUUCUUAGGAUGGCAGGUGCGAUAUCAUCGAGAAGACGACGAAGUAUUAUUCUCAUUUGAGAAGCCGUUCUAUCACGUGACAGCACUACAGGCCAUGCAGCAAACGUGGGACAAUGAAUUGACCAUGCAGAGUUACCGGAGACCGGUCGAUGUAGCCUCGCAGUCCAUGGCUGUAUACCAGAUCAUCAACCACGACACCUACGUGUUCAGACGCCGAAUGCGUUUCUGUGACAAGGUAGUUACCACGCACUACUUGCGAUUCCGGUUGAAGACGAGCUCAGGCUACGCAACAGGACACUGCUCAGUCGACAGAAAGCCGCCACAGGAAGAAAGACAGAUCUGGGCAGCCAAUCUAUCGCUUUGGACAGACUUCAACAUGGUUUGGUCAGCAUCAGGCCAGGAGUACUGUGUCGUGCGUAUCUCGGGCAGAAUGAAGGUAGACGCCACUGAGGUUGCAGCCACGAAGGCUGCUACCGAUAUUAUGUUCGGACUACUUCGCUGGGAAAACUUAAAUAUUGGUCCCGUAUUUACUUUUACGGCCAGUUAAGAUGCGGAUAUUUCUCAGUAAAGAUUAUUUUUUUUUACGUGC
Phytophthora nicotianae INRA-310 is the source of this 1281-nucleotide messenger RNA. RefSeq lists its product as hypothetical. Bases 1 to 1239 code for a protein of 412 amino acids. The transcript is spliced from 2 exons. NCBI's taxonomy places the organism in Eukaryota, Oomycota, Peronosporomycetes, Peronosporales, Peronosporaceae. The record is from RefSeq and is a predicted model, not a curated record.